CCAAACACAGUUGGCAAACACCAACUGAGCCCAGCCAUUAGCCCCAGCAAAAGCCCCGACAAAACACAUUCUGCUGCACAGUGUCUCCAGCCAGAAUCUAAGCGAGCCAAUGCCAGCAAGUGACAUUUAUUUUGAGCAUAAAUCCCAAUCCAGCAACGUUAUCUUCCAUCCCUCUCUACUCUCCGAUUCCUUAGUUUAUAUAUAUGCCUCCAACCUCUGUGUGUGUGUGUCUCUCUCUCUCUUUGCCUGCUGCACGACAAGAUAACUUGCAUUCCAUGGACAACCACAGCACCCAUGGUGUCUUCUCUUCUAAGCAUGUCAAUGCCAGCCUCGCCGAGAGAAGUCAUCGGAUAAAGAUGGCGGCAGAGAUGGGGCUCGUUCGGUCCUCCCGCGGCCGUCACUGGAGCCGCGCCCUCGGCCGGCGCCUCCUACAGAGGGAAGGGAUAACUGGCUGCGGGUGCAAGAACGCAGCACUGUCGACCUCGUCAAAUGUGUUCGAGGAUUUGGGCGUCAGGGAGAUCGAGGACGACGCGGCGGAGAUCGAGACGCGGGUAAGAGCACUGCAGAGGUUGGUCCCUGGAGGAGAGGAGCUAGGCUUGGAGCGGCUGUUCGAGGAGACGGCCGACUACAUCGAGGCGCUUCAGGGGCAGGUGAGCGCGAUGAGGGCCAUGUCAUGCUUGCUUGAUGGGUUGGAGAGGGAGAAGAGGAUGAUGGGCAAAUGAGAGUUGUUCUUGAUAUGUUUCCUCUCUCUCACUCAUAUAGGAGACAUCCAUCCCUCUCUACCCACAAGUCACCAGGAGUAAUACGUUCAACCUGUGAAAUGGCUUCGUGUAUCAUGUAACAUCACAAUGCUAUAAGAAAUAAAUGAACGAAAUGAGAUGUUGAUGACGAUGA
Molecule: messenger RNA, 894 nt
Organism: Musa acuminata subsp. malaccensis (wild Malaysian banana)
Lineage: Eukaryota; Viridiplantae; Streptophyta; Magnoliopsida; Zingiberales; Musaceae
Product: transcription factor PAR1-like
Biological process (GO): regulation of DNA-templated transcription
Source: RefSeq, a predicted model, not a curated record